This is a messenger RNA of Oncorhynchus keta (chum salmon), 2376 nucleotides long. It is a transcript of the gene mvk, whose product is annotated as mevalonate kinase. The record is from RefSeq and is a predicted model, not a curated record. The transcript is spliced from 10 exons. Lineage: Eukaryota; Metazoa; Chordata; Actinopteri; Salmoniformes; Salmonidae. Gene Ontology annotation, cellular component: cytoplasm. Gene Ontology annotation, biological process: isoprenoid biosynthetic process; cholesterol biosynthetic process. The coding region runs from base 310 to 1506 and encodes 398 amino acids. Gene Ontology annotation, molecular function: ATP binding; mevalonate kinase activity.
GAAGCAGAGCUAUGGCCCGCUGGCUGCGUUGUGUUGACAGUUCACUGUCGCAUGAUGUUUCCACUAUUUUUACGGUAGCAAGCUAUUUAAGUGGCAACAGCUUCAUACUGACGUUUUAUCCCUUUUAAAAAUACAUCGGGAUUGUGUAUAGACCACCCCUCAUCAUUCGGAGUGGUUGACGUAUCACUAAAAAUUGCCAGAUAACGUUUUCCUGGCGAAUUGUCUGGAGGCUAGCCAGCUAGUUACCUUGCUAACAACUAAUAAUUUACUGAGCAAAUUCGCUGUACCAAAACGUAGCCCGCUAUCAGAAUGCAUAUCAAGGAAUGUAUCAUGUCUGCACCUGGGAAAGCUAUCCUCCACGGAGAACACGCUGUCGUGCAUGGCAAUGUGGCUCUGGCUGUGAGUUUGAACCUGCGCACAUACCUACGGUUGCAAGCCACAUCCACCAGUAAAGUCUGCAUCAAUCUCCCCAACAUCAACACUUUCCUCAGCUGGGAUGUGACCAAGUUGAAGCAGCUGCUUCCUGACUCUGGAGCCGAACUGGGGAAUGUGAAUGAGCUUGAUGCAGAGCUUGUCAGGAAGCUGCGAGACUUGGUUGGUGUAUCAAAUGGAACCUUGGAUACUCGCAGCAUGGCCAUCUUAGCCUUUCUCUACAUCUACCUCUCUGUCUUUGCUGGGUCAGGGGAGUUACCCAGCCUGACUGUGUCUGUGUGGUCAGAGUUACCAACUGGAGCGGGUCUGGGGUCAAGUGCUGCCUACUCUGUGUGCCUGGCUGCCGCUCUGCUCUCUGCAAGUGGGACCAUCCCUUCUCUACUCAGUGACCAGGAAAGCACAGCCAGGUGGGGUGAGGUGGAGAUGGAGCUGAUCAACAGGUGGGCGUUUCAGGGGGAGAGGAUCAUCCAUGGGAACCCGUCGGGGGUGGACAACGCCGUGGGGACAUGGGGUGGCAUAUUGAGAUACCAUUCUGGGAAAAUAACACCCCUAAACAGGGUCCCAAUGUUAAGGAUCCUACUCACAAACACCAAGGUCCCUCGCAGCACCAAGGUACUUGUUGCUGGAGUGAAGGACAAAAUGAACAAGUUUCCCUCUAUUAUAAACCCUGUACUGGAAUCUGUGAAUGCAGUCUCCUGCACCUGCGAGCAGACCUUAUCAGAGAUGACCAACGACACCCCCACACCAGAGCACUACAAUAUCCUGGAGGAACUCAUUGACAUCAACCAGCACCACCUGAACGUGAUGGGUGUAGGACACCCGGCCCUGGACACCCUGUGCCGCGUCACCUUGGCCAGAGGGCUACACAGCAAGCUGACUGGUGCCGGCGGAGGGGGCUGUGGUAUCACCCUGCUUAGACCAGAAACGGAGUGCUCGGUGAUCCAGAACACUAUCCAGGACUUGAGAGACUGUGGCUAUGACUGCUGGGAGACCAGUGUAGGUGCAGAAGGCGUGCAGCAGCACUCUCCCCUCGCCGUCAAAGAGGAGGCCCUGGAGGUUUUAGCACGCUACUGAGACCCACUGGCCAUGGGUCUGCCCUUCCUAUGGGUGAACAGGUGACGCUUUGCUCCAAUUACUUUGGCCUACCAAGUCUUCUAUUGUUAAGGCCUGACAACUUCCAACAGAAGAGUUGGCUACAGCACAAUACAGCAUGGGACAUGCAUAAAUGCUAAUAGCGCUUCUCUAACGACCAACCGUCAAGACAGCCUCUUUGUUUCAGGGGAGGACAGUUGCUAAUCACCCACUCAUCAUAUAUUUUUCUGACAUUUCAUGAGGUCAUGGAACUAAGAUUGUAGGGGCACUAGGCAGGUGAUCACAGUUUUCAUUAUUUGGUAUGCACUGUAGCCUUCCCUAUCCCUGGCUUAAAAUGAUUGUUAACUAAUGUGUAUUUAAACUGUUUUUGGUUUAGCAGGAGCUUACCAUGAAACUUCAAAAGAAGAUGUUGCAAAAAAGCAAGAUAAACCCCGUGCGUAGCAGUGUGUCUCGGUGCUAGUAUUUAAAAACAAGUAAAAAAUGUAUUGAAAGAUGACAGGCCACCGACCUUGACUCCAGUGUAUAUUUGCUUUUCUUUUUAAUAUUAGCAUUGCAUCAAACUCAGUUGGUCACCUGAUUUCUUUUUCUUUUUUUUGCAGUUGUUUACACUUGUUUUUGAAUAUCAAUACCUUGGUUGACUUGUUCUUCGUUUCAAAUGAGGGUGCUGUGAGCCAUUUGUCGUAUAGAUGGCAGCAAAAUGUAAGAAUGAACUAACCUCUUAAGUGACAUGAGCAAAUCGUAGCGAAGAGAUUGUCAUUCAGUUUUUGCUUCAGGUGUUAAUACAAUGCCAAAGCAGAUGCAUUCCUAGGUAUACAAACCUUUUUAAAACUGAAAAUAAAAAUGUGCAUAAUU